UUUAUCUCUUGGAAUCUCAAUAUCUCUGCUCGAUUCUCAUUCGGAGACCUGGGGUAUUGAGACUGACCUUCUUAGCACUCUACAUCGCAGCAUCGGCAACAAUGGCUGGUAACUCUUGGACCGCCGAGGCCGAGAAGGCUCUCUUGCUCUCCAUUGCCACCACUGCCAACGCCGGUGCUGGUACGAAGCCUGAGUGGGCUGCCGUCACUCGCCGCAUGAACCGCCUCGGUUAUAACUUCACCUCUACGGCCCUCGCUCAGCGCUACGGCAAGUCUUUGGCCAAGCCUUACAAUGAUCGUGUCAACGCGGCCGCUGAAGUGCCCAUCACUCCGGCUUCUACUCCUUCUCGCAAGCGUGCUGCCCCCAGUUCCGGCGCCAGGGCGACUAGAACCUCCACUGCCGGUGGCUCUGGCCCGGUCCAGGCCGCCAAUGAGAUGGCUUCGCUUGCUCUUUCGGCUGACAACGGUGGUGAUGAUGCUGAGCCCGACAUGGAGGACUCCAAGAAGCGCAUGAAGUUCACUCACGGCAGUGCUUCUGUUGGUCUUGAUCCUGGUCUUAAUGGCCAGCAGAUUGAUCUUACUGGUGAUGAUACUGGCGUCAAUAUCGAGAACACCGCUCCUGCCGCUGAUGAGAACGGACAGCCGAUUGACCUCACCGAUGACCAGGUCGACAUCAAGCCUGAGGUUGAGGUCCGUUUCCUCAAUGCCUCCUUCAGUCAUCGUGCCCGUGCUCGGAGGUAUGUUAUUACGGAUUCCCGUUUUCACGUUCUAUACCUUCAGCUAGACCCAUUCUUGCCAUCCCAACACUUCAGGCCCCGAGCUUUUAUUGGCGUUUUUGUGGCUCUACCAGCUUCACCAGCAAGAAAUCGCUUCUCCCUGGCCUCCUCCUUCCAUCUACGGGCUGUCUCUUCCUUCACCCUUCCGCUCAAAUUCGACACUUCUACCUCCUACCCUCCAUCACUACCUUCCGUCUCUCCGAACUUCCCUCUUCCACCCACAAGUUCCAACCACACAUUAGCUUUCAAUUUCCACAAUCAAACUUCCACAUUAUACACAACUUCCUCUUCAAGCACCAAACACUUUCAGAAGAUGGACCUAACUCGGAAAUUCCACAGCAUGACCCUCAACCCCAUCCCGACCAACGAGGAGUACUUCGAAGUCAUGGGAAUCAUCCCCCAGUCCCCCAAGGUCAUCCCUCGUACCUUGCCCAGAAACCCCGUCUAGGUGAAAAUCGAGAAGGAAGUCUUGGCCGCCUGCGAGGCAGGUCGCAAGCAGCUCCAGGAGAUCAACGCGAAGAAGGCAGCCGACA
Colletotrichum godetiae is the source of this 1308-nucleotide messenger RNA. RefSeq lists its product as uncharacterized. The transcript is spliced from 2 exons. Bases 102 to 1223 code for a protein of 373 amino acids. Lineage: Eukaryota; Fungi; Ascomycota; Sordariomycetes; Glomerellales; Glomerellaceae. The record is from RefSeq and is a predicted model, not a curated record.